Molecule: messenger RNA, 1518 nt
Organism: Wasmannia auropunctata (little fire ant)
Lineage: Eukaryota; Metazoa; Arthropoda; Insecta; Hymenoptera; Formicidae
Gene: Trax
Product: translin-associated protein X
Exons: 2
Coding region: 191-1081 (296 amino acids)
Cellular component (GO): nucleus; cytoplasm
Molecular function (GO): RNA binding; RNA endonuclease activity; sequence-specific DNA binding
Source: RefSeq, a predicted model, not a curated record
AGGGGAUUGUCGGUCCCAUCCAAAAAGCCGGCGUGGCCUCUCUCCCGCUCUCUCUGCCAGUGUCAAGCUCAAUGUCUGCUGCUGUAGCGUCACGUCGCGUGUAAACAGUCCGCGUACCAAUUCACGCACGCUGGAUACCGUUAGCGAAGACUAACAAAUUAAUCAAGGGCGAUCGUCAAGAGGAAUCGCGAUGUCGCAGGGAAGAGCAGGUAGGAGGAAUCGCAAGCACCAUGAUAAGGCAGACAAGGACAAAGUCAAUCUUGGCGACAAAGGCAAGGAAGUGGUGGAGGACAUAAACGAGAACAGUCGCGUGGUACAGCAGUUUCGCGCUUACGCGGCCGAGCUGGACGACAAGCACGAUCGUUACGAGAGAAUCUUCAAGCUGAAUCGGGAUGUGGGCAUCGAGAGCAAGAGAAUCAUCUUUCUGUUGCACACCAUCGACAAGGAGAGUAAACGUAACGCCGUGCUGGACACGGCCAAGGCGCGGCUGGAAAACCUAGCGCAGAAGCUGUUCCGAAAUAUCGCGACCGAGUUGGACGGUCAGGACGCCUAUCAGUUCCACAGGGCCUAUCGCGCCGGUCUGGAGGAGUACGUGGAGGCGCUCACAUUCCACGAGUAUCUGCAGAACGGCGGUAUGCAGAAUUGGACCUCCUUGGAAAGAGCGCUGAUGUAUCGCACAACCCCGUCUCCGACCGACUCGCCGGAGCAGAGCACUGCCAGGGAGAUGCGAGUCAUGGUCACGCCGACGGACUAUAUCCUGGGAAUAGCCGACCUCACCGGAGAGCUGAUGCGAAAGUGCAUCAACAACUUGGCGAUAGGCGACGUGAGCAGUUGCUACCAAACGUGUGACUUUGUCCGAAAGAUAUACAUAGCCUUCCUGGGCUACACCAGCGUGGUGCACAGCAACGAGGUGAACAAGAAGAUCGUCACGCUCAAGCACAGCCUGACCAAGAUGGAAAAUGCGUGUUACACUAUCAAAGUGCGGGGAUCCGAAAUACCGAAGCACAUGCUGGCCGACGUGGCCAUCGCGGCGGCUGAGAAAUACGCCACCGAGGACGAUGAGGGCUAUCAGGCAUUUUAAAAAAUAUAUAUAUAAUAUAUGACAGUGCAUUACUUAAUAUAGACUAUAAUUAUUUUUUAGUCUUUAUAGACUUAUCAAUCUGAUGCGAGAUAAAGGCAUUUAAUAUAAUUGACGAUUUAAUUAAAAUUAAUUGAUAAAGAAAUUGUGUGUAGUUUUUAAAUAGUAUAUAAUUAUUUCAAGCUGUUAAUUCUCAAAUGUUAUAUAAGAUUCUAUAACAUACAAAUUUAAACGUUAUUUAAACUCAAGGUGUAUUGUAUUUUCAGUAUAUACGCAUCAGAUUAAUAUAUUCAUAUUUUCCAACAUGUAAAAAAGCAACGUCGAUUGUGAUAUAUUAUUAACGUUUUUAUAUAUAUCUCUCUCUCUCUAAAUAAAACGAAUAGAAUAUACAAGGCACAAUAUUUUAAAUCCGUGUACAAAAAUAAAUAUUCCAUAACAAA